AUGAACAGUCUUGCAAGAUUGCCAUAUCGCAAGCUUUUUGGGCCAAUUGUUGCCCCACGGUUAUUUGCCAGCACUCACUUUGGUUUUCAAACCGUCGAUGAGGCAGAUAAGCAGGCAAAAGUAGACAAAGUAUUCACUGGUGUUGCUCGAAAAUACGACAUUAUGAAUGAUGCAAUGAGUGGUGGUAUCCAUCGUAUUUGGAAGAAUUUCUUCGUU
This is a messenger RNA of Rodentolepis nana, 216 nucleotides long. The record is from the annotation of a GenBank genome assembly. NCBI's taxonomy places the organism in Eukaryota, Metazoa, Platyhelminthes, Cestoda, Cyclophyllidea, Hymenolepididae.